Tripterygium wilfordii is the source of this 1728-nucleotide messenger RNA. RefSeq names its product UDP-galactose transporter 1. The transcript is spliced from 5 exons. Lineage: Eukaryota; Viridiplantae; Streptophyta; Magnoliopsida; Celastrales; Celastraceae. The coding region runs from base 342 to 1367 and encodes 341 amino acids. Gene Ontology annotation, cellular component: Golgi apparatus. Gene Ontology annotation, molecular function: antiporter activity. The record is from RefSeq and is a predicted model, not a curated record.
AACAUAAAAUUUUCAUGGCAUCAUAGAGAGAGAGAGAGAGAGAGAGAGAGAGAGAGACGUUUAGGAUUACCAAGACCAUCACAUGUAAGAAGAGUUGCCUCCACCGUUACACCCUCCCUCACGUCUGUGCUCUCCUUCAAAUUAGGACGUUUUUGUGUCUUCAAUUCUGUUCGGUGGCCCAGCUUUCCUUCAACUCUCUCUCUUUCUUUGUUUUGUUUCCUUUUCGGAGUUUUAACAGAAAGGGAAAGAAGAAAAAGUGUGGAAGUUGUGAAAUUGAGGUGAGUUGGAGGUCUGUCUGAUCUGGGUCUUUGGUGAUUUGGAUUCUUGCGGGGGAAAGAGAGAUGGAGGAGAGUGUAUUGUGUCAGUGGACCGUGUUCAGAUCCCUACUCGCGAUUCUCCAAUGGUGGGCUUUCAAUGUUACUGUGAUUGUCAUGAACAAAUGGAUCUUUCAGAAAUUGGAUUUCAAAUUUCCUCUAUCAGUAUCAUGUGUUCACUUCAUAUGUUCGUCGAUUGGAGCAUAUUUGGUAAUCAAGGUUCUGAAGCUCAAACCGCUGAUAUCAGUUGAUCCUGAAGAUCGAUGGCGAAGGAUUUUUCCCAUGUCGUUUGUAUUUUGUAUCAACAUAGUGUUGGGGAAUGUGAGCUUACGUUACAUUCCUGUUUCCUUUAUGCAAACAAUAAAGUCAUUCACUCCCGCAACUACAGUGUUUCUGCAGUGGCUGGUAUGGAGAAAAUACUUUGACUGGCGAAUUUGGGCUUCUUUAGUGCCUAUUGUUGGAGGGAUACUGUUCACAUCUAUGACGGAGCUUAGCUUUAAUAUUUUUGGAUUUUGUGCAGCCUUGUUUGGUUGUUUGGCCACUUCAACAAAGACUAUCCUGGCAGAAUCUCUGUUGCAUGGAUAUAAAUUUGACAGCAUAAAUACGGUGUACUACAUGGCACCUUUCGCCACCUUGAUUUUGGGAAUACCUGCUAUGCUGCUUGAAGGCAACGGGAUUAUAGAGUGGCUUAACACCCACCAGUCUGUCGGCUCCUCCCUCUUCAUUAUUUUUGCCUCUGGCGUACUGGCCUUCUGUCUCAACUUCUCCAUCUUUUACGUGAUUCACUCCACAACAGCCGUCACUUUUAAUGUUGCUGGGAACCUCAAGGUUGCAGUUGCUGUUUUGGUUUCGUGGCUGAUAUUCCGCAACCCGAUUUCGGGUAUGAAUGCUGUUGGAUGUGCUAUUACACUUAUAGGAUGUACAUUCUAUGGAUAUGUGAGGCACCUGCUCUCCCAACAGCCACCAGGAACUCCUCGAACACCACGGACGCCUAGGAAUCGGGUGGAGUUACUUCCCCUUGUAAAUAAUGAAAAGUUAGAUGAUAAAGUCUGAUUAAGAGGCCCUUUCAUGAGAGGUUGUUGCCUGUUGGUGGUUAGAGAGACAGAGAGAGAGAGUCUAAGAGAGGACAGACAUUGAAAAGGACACAUUACAAAAUUGAUGUAGAUCAUUCAAUUUUUUUUUUUUAACAUAAGCCUUUUGUAUUUCUUGCUCAUAUUGGAAAAUACCAUCCAGAAGAGUCUUCUGUUAUGAGGGUGCAAUACUUUCUUCGGGUGAUCAUGAGUAGCUGACAAGUUUCUGGUAUACGCCCCUUCUUUUCUGUGGUGAGAAAUAGAAAAGCGGUAUUUUAGUUUUUUGUUGCCCUUGUAGUUGAUACUCUUAAUACACUUAUACCUAGCAAUCCCUUUUGAUAUAA